This is a messenger RNA of Cyclocybe aegerita, 747 nucleotides long. The record is from the annotation of a GenBank genome assembly. NCBI's taxonomy places the organism in Eukaryota, Fungi, Basidiomycota, Agaricomycetes, Agaricales, Hemipholiotaceae.
AUGUUCUCCUCAGUGCCCUUCCUCCAACCUCAGCUCAAUGCCUGCUCCAGUUCAGCUCUGCGUUGUGCGAGGAACUCACGGACACGUGUGUCACACCAGUGUCUCUCGUCGAGCUCGGCGACGACGACAGUCAUGACGUCCUCAGCGCCUCAUGUCCGUAGGAUGCACUCUUCGUCAGCACCCAACAUGCCAAAUGCUGGCCGGAAUACGUCCAAAGUGUCGUAUUCCUCGUACCGACAUCCGCAAACCUCAAAUAUGGGCGGCAGAGAGACAUGGAGCAGAUGCCGGUGGCCACCCCACCCGCACUUCUGGGCAAGGACACAGACGCGGGCUCUGCACGGAACGGCUGUUGUUCGACAUGGAGGUAUCGAUCGGCCAGUACCUGGAACAGGGAUCAAAGUGCACUUUAAGGACUCUACAGGGAAUUUGAUCAGGACUGUCGAGGCGAACGAGGGCGAUGAUAUCUUGAGUAUAGCGCAUGAGUACGAUAUCGACCUAGAGGGCGCCUGCGAAGGCUCUGUCGCGUGCUCGACGUGCCACGUCAUCCUCCCAGAGGAGUACUACGACCUCCUGCCCGAGCCAGAUGACGACGAGAACGACAUGCUCGACAUGGCGUUUGGGCUCACGGACACGAGCCGCCUGGGGUGUCAGGUGAAGCUGACGCGAGAGUUGGAUGGGAUAACGUGUACUCUUCCGUCGGCGACGCGGAAUAUGUUCGUGGAUGGGAAGAAGCCGACACCUCAUUAG